Messenger RNA from Triplophysa dalaica, 4319 nucleotides. RefSeq names its product LIM domain 7b (gene lmo7b). Gene Ontology annotation, molecular function: protein binding. The record is from RefSeq and is a predicted model, not a curated record. Bases 283 to 3921 code for a protein of 1212 amino acids. Lineage: Eukaryota; Metazoa; Chordata; Actinopteri; Cypriniformes; Nemacheilidae. The transcript is spliced from 29 exons. Gene Ontology annotation, biological process: regulation of cell adhesion; regulation of signaling.
CAACCUUGUCCCAUCGUUUAACAGAAACAUUUCUCCUGCUGAAAUUGAAAUGCAACAUCCUCGAGGGAAAAGGUGCGGACGAUCAAAGUAUAUAGCAGCUUGAUGUGCAGUCAAAGUGAUUUAACAAAGAAAGUUUGUAAAAAAAAGUAGCAGUGGAAACACACAGGGGUAACGGGAAACGCAUUGCGCUUAAAAACGAGACUUCUGGAAUUUAGAAAUUAACAAUAAUUUCGACAAAUAGAUCAACGUGAUACAACUUCCAGCGAUUUGCAGGUGUGAGAGAUGGAGUGGCGCGUGCAGUCUGCAGUCAGCUGUGAAUUCGCCUUCCUUGAGGCGCAGAGAUGGAUCGAGAAUGUGACCCAAAAUUGUUUUGGAAGCAAAUGUUUUCGUGUAGCUUUAGAAGACGGGGUCCUGCUGUGCAAUCUUAUCAACACACUUAAACCAGGAAUCAUCAAACGAGUGAAUAGGCUGUCCACUCCUAUUGCAGGCUUGGAUAAUGUGAAUGUGUUUCUCAAAGCUUGUGAGAAAUUAGGGCUCAAUGAAGCUCAGCUUUUUCACCCUGGAGAUUUGCAGGAUGUGUCCACUCGCGUGACUGUCAGGCGUGAAGAGACUAGCAGGAGACUGAAAAACGUUUUGAUCACUAUAUACUGGCUUGGAAAAAGGGCUCAGGCUGACCCAUUGUACACUGGACCACAGCUUAACCUGAAAGCAUUGGAGGCUCUGGAGGAGUCUGUGCACUCCAAGUCGAAUGUGAGGGACAGUGGCUUUGGAGAGGGCUGGUUUUCUGACAGGGAGGAUCUAUUCAGCUGGAAGCAGUCGGGCUACAGGAGGGAGGAUUCAGUCGAGAGCUUGGAUUCGGUGGAGUCUCGCACGCUCAGUGUAGCUUCAAACUGCACCCUCAGAGCUGGCAGUGAAGGCUGCAGCAGUGACGCAGAAGCUGAACAUUGCUUCAGGAUGGCAGAAGGAAGAAAGAGUGACGUUCCCAGAGAACGAGUGCAUGGCCCAUCUGCCCUGAGAAGAAAAAGAGUCGAACAACGUGAAGGGGACAGAGGGUCUACAGGCCCCCUAAUUAGAUUGCCUACAAGACGCUCUUAUUCCUUUGGGAGCAAAUCCAUGGGUGACAUCACGCUGGAGCCCAUACCACAGGAAUCUGACAACUGCUCAAGCUUUGACUCGUUGGGCUCACGGCAUGUUCACCAGAGAUCUGUUGGAGAGCUGACCCUUGAACCCUCAGCUUUACAGAGCGUUCAACAGGGGCAGUUACAGAGUAUCCGGGUCAGAAUGAAGGAAAAUGAAGCCAAGUGGCAUGAAGACCUGAGCAGGUGGAAGAGCCGUCGGAGGAGUGCAAACUCUGACCUCCACCGAAAGCAAGAGGAGAGGGAGCAGAGAGAGCUCAUUACCAUCGGGGGAGUGACCGGUAACAUCAGAACUGCAUUUCUCACCGGGGUACCAGAGGAGAGUUCACACAAGACCAUCAGUAACCACGUGCUCUGCAGUAGCACCUCACUCCAUCCACAAACUUCAGCCAUUGGAGUGAAGAUCCACCCCAUCUCUCAUACUUCAGAUCAGACAUACAUUCCAGUUGCAAUGCCUGGUCCUAUGAGUGAUACUGGGUCUGCUGUCAGUAGCUCAGUGUUAUCAGGGUGGUCCGCCACUUCUGGGGGAACUGGUGUAGAGGCAUCUGACUCAACAACCCAAACGUCCGCCAGACCGUUCUUCAGCCCACCAGCAGCUGUUGUUCCUGAACAGAUCUCCCUUACAGAUUUUGCGGUCUCUGAACCCUACCAGCAGCAGCAUGGUAUGGAUUUUAGCCGCCGGGCAAGCCUUCUAGAGAGCUUUUACGCUGGGGGAACACGGAUGUCUGCCACUCUUCCUAGAGGUUUCAGGAGGUCAGAAGGUUGUACAAGCCUUACCUUGGGUGUCACACCUCGUCCAUUUGGAGCCAAGCCCUCCAAAGUGCCCUCACUGCAUAGAGUAUACACUCUGGAUGACUCUCAUAAAGGUCUGAUUAAUGGGCAGAGAGAUCACAUCCCCUCCUCCCUCAGCAGCCAUGAAAAGGUCAAGACCUCCGCUGACACGGGCUACUCUCGUUCAAGCACUCAUCCAAUCAGCGAGACGAGAGAUGGAAGAUCUUCAGCACCUCCCAUUCAGUCAUUUUUCACUAAAGUGACCAUGGCACCGUCUAUUAAACAGCCAUCCUCCCCUGCUGUCAUCUCAGAAAUCGGUACAGUUAAGGUGGGUCAAAGUGAAAUGCGAGUCUGCCUGAAUCAGAAACCAAACAGUGGGCGAGACUUCGGAUUCAAGGCUCACUGGGACUCAACUGGUGCCCGUGUCAAUUUUGUCCAAGCAGGAAGCCCAGCGGAGUUGUGUUGUCUGCAGAUGGGUGAUGAGAUUUUGAAACUUGGUGGCUGCAGGGUGUCUGAAAUGAACUAUGAACAGUUUAAGGGCAGUAUGGACAAAGCACAGCAAAAUGGCGCUUUACUGAUGGACAUCAGACGUCAUGGUCAGAAUGACUGGGGCAGUGGCCCUCCUUCCCUCCCGUACAAGAGCCAUAAGACCAUCAAUUUGACCAGUUCCAAUUCAACACUUGUAGGGCAGCCCGAGCACAUUGUCUCUCUAACCAGUUCAAACUCACCUGUAGAGACUGCAGGAAAGAUGCAGGUCAAUGGACAGCAUGCUAAUGGACUUCUAUCUAAAAUGGUGAAUGGAAGUCUUCAGAAUACGUCUGUUUCUGCACAAAACAAAGGAGGCUCCGAGUCUGCCAUAUCUGAUCUGCAGGUUCCAUCCAUCAGUGCCGCCUCAUCUCGCUGGUCAUGGGAUCAUGAGGAGGAGAGGAGGAGGCAGGAAAAAUGGCAGAUGGAGCAAGAGCGCCUCCUGCAGGAGAAGUACAGACGAGAUCAGGAGAAGUUGGAGGAAGAGUGGAGAAAAGCUCAGCAGGAGGUCUAUGGAGAGGAUCUUGGUGCUCCUGAGGAGCAAAAAUGCCCUGAUGUGCUGUCCAAUAGAAAUGCCACGCCUUAUGCUCCACUUCCCCUCUUCAACAAAUCCAGUGCUUCCACUUCAGUCACAUCCAAUCAUAAUGAAGACAAAGUGGAGAUGGCACAAAACAGACUGGGCAAUGUGCAAAUAGCAGCAGCACAUAACUCACAGAAGGCAGAGGUGGAAUGUGAUUCAACCUCAAAGAGUCAUGGGUCAGAGGAGUCCUAUUGGUUUGCCAAACUUGCGGUUUCAGACAGGACCAAGUCUAAAUCAACCCCCAUUCUCGAUGACUUUCACAAACAUGAUGCAAAAGGGGGCAGUAAAAUGAAGGGCCACGUGUCACAAGUAGAACAGGAACGUCUGCAGAUCUUGGAGGAGAUGAGGAAGAGGACUCAGUUGCUCACAGAUUGCAGUUGGAUACGCCAGCGCAGUACCAAUGUUAACAAAGAGCCCGUCAGCGUGGGAACAUCAGUCAGCAGAUAUGAGUCUCUGGAAAACCUCCACACAAGCCUCAACUCAACCCAGAAGCCCUACAUUUCGAGCAGACCUCACUCUGCAUUGGGCAACACUGGAAUUUAUAGGAGUGGACGUAGCAGCCUGGGACCUGGUUCAGCUAUCUUCUCCACUGGGUUUAAACAGAGCUCCUGGUCUGUAUCCAGCUCUUCUUUCCCAACUGAGCCCAACCCAAACUCACACCAACAUGGCAGGCUGGUCAGUGGCAGGCGGAUGUGCUCGAGGUGCGAGCAGCCUCUGGGAAAGGGAGCCGCCAUGGUCAUCGACUCCCUGGAGCUCUGCUUUCACAUUGGUUGCUUCAAGUGUGUCAGCUGUAGGACUAACCUUGGGACGGGUCCAGAGUCCGGAGCUCAGGUCAGAGUCAGACACGGACAGCUCUACUGUCACAGCUGCUACAGCAGACUUCGAGUCCGCUCCACCAUCUCCAAGUGACCAGAAUGCAUUGAAGUAGAUCGAAGAGGAAUGUACCUCCGAAAAUGCCUCGGGAAUCAUAACUAUGAGCACAACUUCAUGCACUGCUUGUCUUUCAGUAAGACUUAGACAAUCAAUACGUUUUCCACCUCACAUUCCUUUCAAUGUUCUCACAGUGUGUCUGCUCCUUAGUGAGAAGUUAGAACAUGUAUUGAUAAGUGAUUCUGAACAGCUGUGCAUUCCGUGUUGCACUACUGACAAGUAAUCGCGUGUCUGGAUGUGUCUGAAGAUUCCUAAGGUUUUGCAUGUUCUUUUUUGACGUCAUUCCUUGCUAAGAACUCUUUCAGGUUUGGCAUAAAUUAUAUUAUUUCAUUUCUUUAAAGAUUUAUCAUAUUUAAUAAAUGUUCAAGCACAUUUUA